CCGUAACCGAACCGAACCGGCCGAUCGGGGUGCACCGCUAAAGGUCCGCCACUAAACUGUCCUCCACAGCAUAUUUUACAGCGGGUAGUGCGCCGUACGCGUAUCUACUGCACAGCCGUCGCAGCAACAGCACCGCAUCGUACCACCAGGUCACGUCACCAACGCCCCUUUGGCGGACUUGCUGGCACACCAAAUCCAUCACACUGCAUCCCGGAUCCUCCGUCAACAAACGGAUUAUAAAUCCUCGGAUUACAAAUAAAUUUAACUCCGAGAUUAAAGUCCUUUACACAUGGCUCAACACAGCGACGAUAUCGACGACGAGUCGCUGGAUUGUCGCGUCUGUGUCCCGAUAGUCGCUCUCCGAGAGCCAGUCUACGUAGGCAAGCUUGGGUGAGUAUCAAACUCAUAAGAGCUGUCUAAAGCAUAUACUGAUGGUAAACAGCGCGGAAGGGCAUGCUGGAACGUCAACGUUCUUCAGGUGGCCAAUUCUCGGCCCGCUGCUCUUCAACAAUGAGAGCAGCGACGCGCGCGAUCACUGCGCAAACGAACGAACAUUUCUCUCCUAUCUCCGACUGUCUAUUUUGAUGGCAGUUGUAUCCGUCGCCAUCACGCUCUCAUUCCACAUAAACCACAAACCAUCUGCUGCGGAGCGAAGGAUGGCAAAGCCGCUGGGCAUCAUCUUCUGGGCCCUCGCCAUCCUCACACUCCUCGUCGGACUUUGCAAUUACAUACGAACCGUAAAUCUAUACAGUAAAAAGGCGGCAAUUGUACAGUCUGGCUGGCGAACACAACUCGUUUUGGCGUUCAUUUCGCUGUCAAUCUUUGCAACCUGCAUCGUGCUUCUUGUCGUCAACAAAGUCCGCGAACACAGAUCACGCUGAUACGAAUGCACAGUGGGCAGAUGCCCUCUCUGAUUUGAAGCAAAAUGCUCACAUUGUUCAAAUUUGGUACAAAGAAGCUCCUAUUUCCAAGCCAUGUUCCAUUUCAUAUUCUUGGACCGGCUCCAUGCUGCUCAGCCAUUUCAUUUAACCUUACAAAACAAGUCCCUCGCUAGCCUAUCCUUUGCGACUGGGCCCUCAUGCGCUGCGCAGCCGCCAACAUCGCUGCGGAACUUUUGCAGCUGACUCCUUGCCUGGACUCGCACAUCUUCUCGACUUGUCACUUUGCCAUUCCAUGAUACAACUGGCAUGUGAAGUAAGUGUACAAGCUCACCGUUUUUCGGCAAUGUCUUGAUCAUGGCAACGUUGCUCAGCGGUUGUCUUUGAUCCUCUUUAGCUAAUUCGGUAGGCUUUGGCGGCCUCGGCUGCUGCUCUCGGUCCAAGAACUCCUCAGGUACGUCCACUAAAUCAUCAUGCACGGUGAUGAUGGAUGAGGCUGUUGCUUUGCUUGGAUAUAGCGUCAAAUACCCGCGCAGCCGAGAGAGUUGAACCAUAUGUUCUAUCCAAGCUGGCUGUUUUGCCGUGGUUUGCUUGGAGAGUAGCCCCGAAGCUGGAUCCUUGCCAUGGUUCUGAUCCUGAAGUUGUGAGAUGUACCCAUGAAGCUCAACCCAUUUGUCACCAAAGACGAGCAUGGCAUCAGUGCCGGGCAUUUGCCAUAGGAAUGAAGUGUCCCCGGCCGGCUUUCCAUCUUUGCUGUCAGAUGUUGGGGGCACAAAUGGCUUGUCACUGUGAGGGUCCAAGCGAGGUUGUGCCAGACUGAGUCCGAAGAGGCCGCCAUCCGCGUUGCGCGACUGGCCGCUGACGCUGUAGAGUCUGUGAAGGAGUUCAUAUCGAACAUCUAGUUGAGUCGUGGUUAGCAUAUUUAUAUAGUAUAGAGCGCGGCUGUUGCGUACAAUGGAAAAAGUCUGGUGUAACUUCGGUAUUUGGUGAUAGUAUGAGAAUAUGGCUAUUAGCUGGCUUAUUAGGCCAAAACGAUUCAAUGAAGCGAACCAAGCUUUCUUCUUCGGUAAGCUUUUUAUUGUUAAUUCGGUGGCGUAGCGACAGCAUAUGUGAUGAGCGAGCCUUUGCCGACGCCGGAGGCCAAUGAAAGCCAUCCAGGAAUUCCUCCAGCGCCGGUUCGACUGUAGGGGGCAGGUCGAUUGUAAUAUGCGGCAUCGGGUGUCCAGCAAUGUCUGCCGCCGCUAGAGAUCGCAAUAGACGAAUAAGAUUACCACUACCUGUGAAUGGUGCCUGAAUAAGAAUAUCAAAAUGUACGUCGUGCCAGGCUAGUGUUAUAGUUAGCUUAUGA
This is a messenger RNA of [Torrubiella] hemipterigena, 2226 nucleotides long. The record is from the annotation of a GenBank genome assembly. Lineage: Eukaryota; Fungi; Ascomycota; Sordariomycetes; Hypocreales; Clavicipitaceae.